Molecule: messenger RNA, 2228 nt
Organism: Amaranthus tricolor (Joseph's coat)
Lineage: Eukaryota; Viridiplantae; Streptophyta; Magnoliopsida; Caryophyllales; Amaranthaceae
Product: probable WRKY transcription factor 69
Exons: 3
Coding region: 941-1840 (299 amino acids)
Biological process (GO): regulation of DNA-templated transcription
Cellular component (GO): nucleus
Molecular function (GO): transcription cis-regulatory region binding; DNA-binding transcription factor activity
Source: RefSeq, a predicted model, not a curated record
AGUCAUUAUUUAUAAUUUUAAAGUGAUAAAUUAGAUAAAUAAACUAAUUAUAUAGAUUUGUCUUAUGAUGAAACGAUCAUAUAAGACAAGCUCAAGAUAAGUUAAUUAAUAAAUUCAUUCAACAACCACGCAACGCCAAAGCUUUUUAUCCCGAAAGAUUAAAUUCAACUUCAUGAAUCAAUAAAUCAAUUUCGGUGGUUCGUUGUCCAUAUAAACUCGUUUUCUCUAUUCACUUUGAUUUUCUACAAUUUUAAUAUGUUUGUCUGAAUCUUUGAUAUUUUUUUACUCUUGCUCGCGAGGUUAUUUUCUUAGUUAAUUAAUAUUUUUUUCAUUUUGAAAUAUUCAGUACCUUUUUGUAAUCGACUAUUCUUGUGAGAGACCGUCUCUCAGAGAGACGACCUCAAAACAUAAAGCUUAGAUUCUUAUUUUCUCUUUAAGUUGUAUUAAUUGGACUAUUUAGCCUAUAUAUAUAAUGCGUCUCUCAUAAUAAUUUGUGUAUUGUAAUAUGUUGUAUAAAUAUAUGUCGCUAUCAAUAACAAGUAUAAGAUGUAGUAAGUGAUUAAUGAAAAACUAUCAUAUGAUUGCGUAUUUGCUCGCACGACUCAAAAUAAUUAAAAAAUUGAACAAUUGCCAAUCUGUAAACAUGACCACUAACCUUAGCUUAUUUAUAAUAAUAAUUAUUAUAACAUAAUUAAUUGAUUAAUUAAUUAAACCUUCUCUUUUUUUUCUAUCUCCCACCAUCUCCAUGAACUCUCACCUUUAUACACUUCCUCAUAUGAUAUAAAUCUUCUUCAUUCUCCCUUUUUUUUUUUGUAUUUUUAACCCAGAAAUAUCAUACCUUUACUUUUAAGGACACCCCUUUUAUUAUUUUAGGAGCACCAAAUAUUUUUUUUUUGGUAUUAUUGGCUUUUUUGGGUGAUCCAAAUAUUUAUAAUUAACCAUGGUUAUGCAAAAUAAACAUCAUAAGAGUAGAGUAAGUUCAUAUCUUACUAAUGAACAAGAUGAUCCUCAAACCUCAUCGGAAAAUGCACUCGAUUCGCCACUUUCCGGUGACGAAAUAAGAACCACCGCUGCCGCCGCCGCCCCUUCUCCGAAGAAAAGAAAAGGUGUACAGAAAAGAGUUGUAUCAGUUCCCAUAGGAGAUAGUGAUGGAUCAAGAAAUAAAAGUGAAGCAUAUCCACCGUCUGAUUCAUGGGCUUGGAGAAAAUACGGCCAAAAACCCAUUAAGGGUUCUCCAUAUCCAAGGGGAUAUUAUCGAUGUAGUAGCUCUAAAGGAUGCCCGGCUAGAAAACAAGUCGAAAGAAGUCGUUUGGAUCCCUCUAUGCUAAUCAUCACCUAUGCUUGUGAACACAACCAUUCAAUCCCUACAACCAAGUACCACUACCAUCACCACCAUAACAACCACCAUCAAUCAUUAGAAUCCACCCCGAAUGUUGCCUCUCCGACAACUUCUCCACCACCAACAAGCCCUCCUAAUUGUGCCACCCAACCAAGCUCUGUCGAGGAUGAUGGUGACGACGAACCAUCACCGUCUCCAUCAUCCCCAUUACAUGUUAACCCAUUUGGUGAUCCACCAAAAUUAGAGUUUGUUGGGGACACAUUGAUGCUAGGAAAUUUGGGGGUUGAGUAUAAUUGGAUUUCUGAUUUGUCAUUUGAUACACCUGCUCUUGUUGGACCUAAAUGUGAAGAUAUUGAAUUAGCAACAUUUUCUAUGAAGGAGGAAGAUGAAUCGUUAUUUGGAGAUUUAGACGAGCUUCCAGAAUGCUCUUUAGUUUUUCGUCGCGAUCAUAGAAAAAUCGAAAGGUGUACAAAUGCUACUCCGAUAUGUGGUAGUACGUAAUUUAUAGAAAAAUGUUGAUUUUAAAACCUUUCCUUUUUGUUUUUUUACUGCUUUCUCCGAAUCAAAAUAAUUGAUAUGCUUUCAAAUAUUAUAGAGAAAUGAGUUUUAACAAAAUUUAAAAUUAUAUGGCAUCGACCAUUUUAAAGCCGAGAAAAUAAUAGUUGAUUUCUAACAUAUUUAUUUUUCUUUUUAAAAUUAUGGUGAUUGUUUAUUUAUUCAUCACCACAAAGAUGUGUUGUCAUAUACUAGAAAGAGUUAAAGAAUUCACAAAUUAUUUUCUUCUCUUGAUUGUUGAUUUAGAAUUUUGGUUGAUGAACAUACAAGUUUUUUCUUGUAAUCUUUUGUGAAUUAGACUUUUGAAAUAAGAACUAGUUAUAUUUUUAUCAAA